UAGUUCAUGUUCUACUUUCAGUCGAAACAAACAUGUCUGUCUCUCUUAACACAAAUUUUCCCCAGCCUUCUCUCAGGGUUGGAACCAAGCUUCACUCGGGAUUAAGACUUCAAUCACCAAGUUUUUUGGCAACUGGGACACCUAACCUGACUGCAGAAUUUUAUAGCAGGAUUCACAAGAGCCUCCAAUGCGGGACUCGGACUCAUAAACCUAUAAGGGGGCGCAUCGCAAUGAUGCCUAUAGGGACGCCAAGAGUUCCAUAUCGGACGCCUGGUGAGGGAACUUGGCAAUGGGUUGAUCUAUGGAAUGCCCUGUACCGGGAGCGUGUUAUUUUCAUUGGCCAAAAUAUAGAUGAAGAAUUUAGCAACCAAAUAUUGGCAACAAUGUUGUAUCUUGACAGUAUCGAUGAUUCCAAAAGGCUCUAUAUGUACAUUAAUGGUCCUGGUGGAGAUCUUACUCCCAGCUUGGCAAUUUACGACACCAUGCAGAGCUUGAAGAGUCCUGUUGGCACACAUUGUGUUGGCUACGCCUAUAAUUUAGCAGCAUUUCUUCUUGCAGCUGGAGAAAAAAAUAACCGCUUUGCUAUGCCUCUUUCAAGAAUUGCUUUACAGUCUCCAGCUGGUGCAGCUCGUGGUCAGGCUGAUGACAUUCGUAAUGAAGCUGAUGAGCUUCUUAGAGUCAGGGAUUACCUUUAUAAUGAGUUGUCUAAGAAAACAGGCCAGCCUGUUGAGAAGAUUAACAAGGAUUUAAGUAGGAUGAAACGCUUCAAUGCCCAGGAGGCUCUCGAAUAUGGGCUCAUUGAUCGUAUAGUGAGGCCCCCACGAAUUAAGGCUGAUGCACCUCGUAAAGAUGCUGGAACAGGUCUUGGUUAGUUUAUCUUUUAUUUUCCACCGGUUAGGCUAUAAUCCUUAAUAUAAUAUGUUUCAUAAAUUUAUAUUUACUUGUAUUAGCUAUUUUGAUGGAACUAUUUGCAUAGAACUUUUCUUGUGAUUGUUUUGAUAUAAAAGACACCCAAUGAAUGCUUCUAGUAAGCACUACUAUGCGGCCAUAUAUCAAACAUGAUGAUCUAAGGCAUGUCAUGCUCUCGCUGUUUAUGGUUGUGGUUCCUUUAAACUUCCGUACAUUUGAGAAUUGAGCCAUUUUGAACUUCAAUUUUCUAUCAUUCUGUGAGAAGAUUGAUUACACUGAAGUUGAGG
Molecule: messenger RNA, 1196 nt
Organism: Pistacia vera
Lineage: Eukaryota; Viridiplantae; Streptophyta; Magnoliopsida; Sapindales; Anacardiaceae
Product: ATP-dependent Clp protease proteolytic subunit-related protein 2, chloroplastic-like
Exons: 9
Coding region: 33-872 (279 amino acids)
Biological process (GO): protein quality control for misfolded or incompletely synthesized proteins
Cellular component (GO): endopeptidase Clp complex
Molecular function (GO): ATP-dependent peptidase activity; serine-type endopeptidase activity; ATPase binding
Source: RefSeq, a predicted model, not a curated record